AUAGAGAGAGAGAGAGAGAGAGCGCAUUCUAUACUUGUAGUCCUUUUUCCUUCUUUGUAGUUUCGCUCUCUCAAUCCCCAAUUCCCCUACACGGAAAUCUCCAAUUUCUAGGGUUUCUGCCACCGUCAGAUCCACCGCCCCCUCCCUCAGAUCUCCUUUGAUCUACUUCAACCAUGGAGGCGAUCGAAGAGUUGUUGCAACUGUCAGACUCGAUGCGCCAAGGCCAGGCCAUCCUCGCCGAUGAAGACGUUGACGAAAACUCUACCGCCUCCUCUUGCCGCUCCUCAACUUUCCUCAACGUCGUCGCUCUCGGCAAUGUUGUAAGUCAACCGAUGCCUUUUUCGAUUCGAUUCACUGCCAAUUCGAUCUCUUAGAUAUGCCUUGUUCUCUAUUUCCAGUCCCCAAUCUUUGAAUCUACGCUUUCUCUUUGGGAUCUUAAUUCAUGCGCGGCUUUUCCUCUCUUUGUUUCUGUCUCUAGCCCUAGACUUAGCCUAGCCUAGCUCCCAAAUAACGGGAUUUGAAUAUAAAAUCAAUUUGUUAAUGUUCGUAUCACAAUAUGCUUACUCUGCUAUUCAGUAUGUUUCAGGAAGCCAAGUUCAUCCAGCUCAGAUUUUGUUUGGGGUUCUGUACAUUAUAAACUUGGGAAUCCAUUUGUACAUCUAUGUGAAGACUGAUGUGGUAAGCAAAAUAUUUGAGCCGAGUUGUGGAAGUUUCAAAAUCAUCUCAGUAAGUAACAUUUUUUUAGGGUCGCAAAUAUUGGACCCCCUGGAGAAUCGUUUGUUAAGAGAGAGAAAUGGGAAGGUCAGAUAUGCUCACAUGCCCAACAUUCUGAUGUCUUGAUGCCUCAGUUGUAAUUGUAAUUAUCAGAUUCUCAGGUACUAGUGCAAACUAUGCAUCU
Molecule: messenger RNA, 898 nt
Organism: Rosa rugosa (rugosa rose)
Lineage: Eukaryota; Viridiplantae; Streptophyta; Magnoliopsida; Rosales; Rosaceae
Product: dynamin-2A-like
Exons: 3
Coding region: 541-840 (99 amino acids)
Source: RefSeq, a predicted model, not a curated record